Tinamus guttatus (white-throated tinamou) is the source of this 1419-nucleotide messenger RNA. Lineage: Eukaryota; Metazoa; Chordata; Aves; Tinamiformes; Tinamidae. The record is from RefSeq and is a predicted model, not a curated record.
UUUCUUUAUGCAACUUACAUUGCCCCAUCUGCCAAUAUGGACAUUGGACUCCGUCAAAAUAAGAAAUAUGAGAUUUAUAAGAAUAUUGACCCAGCCUUUGAGGAUCUUUUUGACCCAGCAGAAGAAUAUAUUCUCACUCUUCUGCUGGAACCAUGGACGAAGAUGGUAGAAGAAGACAGAUGCACUUAUGAAAAGGUGGAGCUGGUGGAAGAAACUCGACAGCUGGACUCCGUGUACUUUAGAAAGCUCCAGGCUUUGCAUCAAGAGAGUGUUUCCAAGAAGGAUGAGAGCGCUGCAGCUGACACCGAUCUGCCAACCAGCCCUGAUGUUCUCCAAAAAGAUGAACACUUGUAUCAAGUUCCACAAGAGCUGGCAGGUCCUAAUCUGGGUGACUUGAUCCACGACAAACUGAAGUUAGAACAGUUCCGUGUUUUUCUUGAUGAGCAUUCUGCUGGCACGGAUCUCAAGUGUUGGCUAGACAUUGAACAGUUCAGAAGGAUGCUCCACAAGGACAAAGAAAAAAGGGAGGAAAAAUCUAAGGACAUUAAAAACAAGUACCUCAACAAGAAGUACUUCUUUGGGCCCAAGAGCCCUGCCACAAAGGAACAACAGGAACAGCUAAUGCGUUCAGGUGGAGGAUGGGGACAGAUCCUUCAUGAUCAGGUUUCUCCAGAAAUUCUGCUAGAAAUUCAGCAGUACGUCCAGAAGAGAUUAGAAAAACAAUGGUUGCCAUUGUUCCUGGCGGAUGAACGACAUGAGGUGGAUGAAAAAGCAAAGAUAAGGGACAUAGUUGAAGAUCUCCUAAUCCAGAAGAAGAAGACAACUAGGAUGUGGAAGCAUGUGGACAAUAAGUGGGUUUCUUCAUCUAGGGAAAUUAUUGCUUUCCGCAAAGCGCUGUUGAAUCCAGUGACAGCAAAUCAGUUUCAACGCUUUGUGUCACUGAAGGGAGACCUGCUGGCGAACGGAGUGCGCUUUUGGCAGGAGGUGCAGAAGUACAAGGACUUGUGCCAUUCUCAUUGUGAUAAUGCCACAAUCCAGAAUAAAAUCACAACUAUUAUCAACUGCUUUAUUAAUUCUGCUGUGCCACCAGCUCUGCAGAUUGACAUCCCAACUGAACAGGCAGAGAAGAUUCUGGAGCACAGGAAGGAACUAGGACCCUAUGUUUUUAGAGAGGCACAGAUGACUAUUUUUGCACUUCUGUUUAAAUUUUGGCCAAAUUUUUGUGAGUUCCGAAGCAACCUGGCUACUGACAAUAUUCUACCUGCCUUGGAAAGAAAAAAAGAAAGACUGAUGCAAAAGAAGAGAGGCAAAACAGCAGAGGGUAAAGGAGAGGAGAAAAAGGUUCCCAGUCGGUCAGGCAGUGUUUUCAGUGGUGUGGAGAGAAGACGAGCAUCAUCUCCAUUUGGAUACAUGCAGCAG